This is a messenger RNA of Triplophysa dalaica, 3974 nucleotides long. Its product is annotated as DENN domain-containing protein 2A. Bases 275 to 3334 code for a protein of 1019 amino acids. Lineage: Eukaryota; Metazoa; Chordata; Actinopteri; Cypriniformes; Nemacheilidae. The record is from RefSeq and is a predicted model, not a curated record. Gene Ontology annotation, cellular component: actin cytoskeleton. Gene Ontology annotation, biological process: retrograde transport, endosome to Golgi. The transcript has 20 exons.
UGGAGAAAGAUAAAGUUCCCUGCAGCUGGAUCCCAGUCUGAGCGAGACACCGUUCACGAGCUCACGGACGGUUUGGGGAAUAAACCACGACCGGCUCGCAGGAAAAUCAGGAUUUCCUUGCCAAAGGAGUGUUUGGAAGGAGGAAGAAAAGUGGGAAAGUGUUAAGGGGGGAUAACCGCUCGGAUCAUGAGAGUAGAUGCCGUCUUUCCUGAGCUCGGAUUUCACAAAAUGAGAAACCAGCGCAGUUCUGCAGAGCUCCAGAAACAGAGCGAGAAUGCCGUCUGCUAGCACCAUGACAGGCGGUAGAGCUCUGCUGCUCUGUACGAACACAGAGGACUGCAUCUACCAAUCAGCAAACAGUCCCCGGUGCUGCGGGUUAAAGUUCGAUCAGGCCCAAUCCGUGGUGCUUCAAAGGCCGGACCUGUGUGGGGUUGGGCACAGUCUCACAUCUCUGAGAAACCUCAACCAAAGCUCAGGACAUCCCAUCAUGCUCGCACAUAAAGGGCCCUCUAAUCCUCGACCCGUCAAGAACGGUCUGGCGGACUGCACCAGGUCUCCUAGAACUCCUAAGAGCGCCGCCAGCAUUCGGGACAAGAUAUCCCAAUGGGAAGGUAAAACAGAGACGGUCAUGUCGAUCCCUCAAACGACGGGACUGAAGGACGCUGAAGGUGUGAAGAAGAAGGUACAGCCGGAGGUACAACGGAAAGAGAGCAAGAGAGCUUUUAACUUGGAGAGACAGAACUCGGGGAAAGAAAACAGCAGCAGGUUUGGAGAAUCUCAACACACUUCUGAUGGACCUGAAGAGUUGAUUUCUGAUAUAGUCCCGCUGGGAAAAGUGACUGAACCUUCUCAGGAUCAAAAGUCCGUAUUGACACACAUUAAAAAACUUGAGCUAGCCAUGAAGGAGACUCCCUCAAAAUCUUCCUUGGUAUUGCCUGGGAAUUAUUUCUGCCCUACCUUCAAGGAGGGGCAGGAGGAGGCAGAGAGGAGGGCGACGGAACCCAUCUUCGGGACUCUGGACGUGUCUAGACCCGGCAGCCGUCGAGGUCGCGACCCGGAGAACUUCUACAGUGAACCUGGAGCUCCUUCAAUUAACCCUCUACCCAAACCUCAAAGAACCUUCCAGCAUCACACGCAGACAUUAAGCCUUGCAUCCAAGCAAAGUACUGUCAAGGGUAGAAGGAAUCUUCCCCCAUUACCCUCCAUUCCUCCUCCACCCCUCCCGUCCUGUCCUCCACCGGCGGGAGUUUGUCGGAGGCCAUCAGGACGAACUCGAGAUAGUAACAACAGGAAAUCGUACGAGUUUGAAGAUCUUCUGCAGAUGGCAGCAGAAGGUUGUCGAGCGGAUGUGUACGAGCUCUCGAAGCUAGGCCUCACACGCACUUUAUCAGAAGAGAACGUCUACGAGGACAUCUUAGACCCUCCAUCAAAAGAGAACCCGUAUGAAGACAUAGAAGUGAAAAGUCGAUGUCUGGGGAGUAAAUAUCCUGAUCCUUCAGCGCCGUCCUCUCCUGUUCCCGACACCCCGUCUAAGCUCUCGUCCAAGCCCGGUUUCUUCAGACAGAACUCUGAGCGACGGAGCUUCAAACUGCUGGAGCUGCGGAAGACCGGCAGAGACGGAGGUGUGGCGUCUCCUCCACGGGUCAGUCCUCCAUCAACACCCAGCAGCCCCGAUGACACCCCGUGCCUGUCGGGUGACCCCUAUAACCGCAGACGCAGAAAGAUUCCAAAGAUGGUGCAGAAGAUCAACGGCGUCUUUGAAGCCCGUCGGGGGAAGAAGAGAAUGAAACGGGUCUCGCAGUCCACCGAGUCCAGUUCAGGACGAGUGACGGAUGAGAACAGCGAGUCUGAAAGUGACACGGAGGAGAAACUGAAGGCUCACAGUCAGAGGCUGGUGUCGGUUCAGUCUAUGCUACGGCAAACCGGUCGAUAUCGCACUCUGGAGCGAGACCUGAUGGAGCUUCAGGAGAGAAAGUUGUUUGAGUAUUUUCUAGUCGUGGCUCUUCAUAAGACCAAAGCAGGCGUGCCGUAUCUCCCCGAAGUCGCGCAGCAGUUCCCUCUCAAGCUGGAGCGCAGUUUUAAGUUCAUGCGGGAGACAGAAGAUCAGCUGAAGGUCAUACCGCAGUUCUGUUUCCCCGAUGCUAAAGACUGGGCACCUGUGGACAGUUUUCCCAGUGAGACCUUCUCGUUUGUCUUAACCGGAGAAGAUGGAAGUCGGAGGUUCGGUUACUGUCGGCGUUUACUGCCCAGUGGUAAAGGGAGGCGUCUACCUGAAGUCUACUGUAUAGUGAGCAGACUGGGCUGUUUCGAUCUCUUCUCGAAGAUUCUGGACGAGGUUGAGAAGAGACGAGCCAUCUCUCCAGCGCUGGUCCAGCCGUUCAUGAGAGGGAUCAUGGAAGCUCCGUUUCCAGCGCCGGGCAGAACCAUCAGCAUCAAGAACUUUCUGCCGGGCUCAGGAACAGAGGUGAUCGAGUUGUGCCGUCCGUCAGAUUCCCGUCUGGAACACGUGGAUUUUGAGUGUUUGUUUUCUUCUCUCAGUCUGCGUUUGCUUCUGCGAGUGUUUGCGUCUCUCCUGCUGGAGCGCCGGGUCAUCUUCACCGCUGACAAACUCAGCACUCUCUCUAAAUGUUGUCAUGCGAUUGUGGCUUUGCUCUACCCGUUCACGUGGCAACACACCUACAUCCCCGUUCUGCCGCCUUCCAUGUUGGACAUCGUCUGUACGCCGACCCCCUUCAUCGUCGGGCUGUUAUCCAACUCUCUUUCCCGUCUGAAAGAGCUUCCUUUAGAAGAGGUCCUGGUGGUUGACCUCGGCAGCAGUCGUUUCCUGCGGCAGAUGGACGAUGAAGACUCAAUUCUUCCUCACAAACUUCAGGCCGCUCUGGAACAUGUUCUAGAACAGAGGAAGGAACUCGCCUGUGAUGUCGCAGAUCCUCCAAACGACGCGUGCUGUCUGAGCACCGUGGUGUCGGAGGCGUUCGUGCGGUUCUUCGUGGAGAUUGUGGGUCAUUAUCCUCUCUUCAUGGGUGGAUGCGACCGCGAUGAAGAAUCUUCCGCCUCGUCUUCCUCCUCCCCGACUCCUUCAGCGUUCCAGCGCGAGGCGUUCCGAAAGGCCGUGUCCUCCAAGAGUCUGAGGAGAUUUCUGGAGGUGUUCAUGGAAACACAGAUGUUCACGGGGUUCAUGCAGGAGAGAGAGUUCCGGAGGCAGGGCCUGAAAGGUUUAUUUGAGAUACGGGCACAGGACUAUCUGGAUUCCCUACCAGGCGGUGAACAUCGAGGCGUCAACAAGUUCCUCAAAGGUUUAGGACACAAGAUGAAAUUCCUGUCCAAAAGGUGAAAGCGUUUGUUAGACUCACAAACACCAAAAUAACAGACAAAACGCAGGACGCACGACAGAGACCCGAGAGAAUGUGAGGACCAACAUCACCGUCAAGUGAAGAAAACAACUGAGAAUUUUAAACCUCACGAUCGAUGCGGUGUCUAGAGAUGAACUCUUCUGUGUGUAUACUGUACUUAUCUCUCUUGUCUUCUACAUUUCAGAAGUCAUAUGAGAUAGAGUACAACUUCUUCUGCGGCAGGAGGCUAUAAAUUAAUUUAUAUUCUUUAUUGAAAUAUUAAGAUUUCCUUUGUCAAACUGUGUUUCCUUUGAAUUUAAAUCAAAGCAAAGGCAAUUUGAUGUUGUUAGUUAUAGACUAUUUAUCGUGGCAUAUUACAAGCUUGGGGUUUUCAACCACUUUGAGUUUCCAAGAAACACGGCACUGGGAUGUAUUGAUGGAAGUUUUGUUCCGCAUCACAGAUGGGGAAGAUCUAGAGUCGCUGAGCUGCAGGAUCUGUUCUAGAAUUCACAGCGUUACAGUGUUCAAAAAGUUAAACCAGUACAAAACUUGAGAUGGGAGAUGUUCUCUAUGGAAUGUCAUUUCAGGAGCACCACUAGAGUUACAUCAAAACAAUCUUUUUAAAUAAAGACAUUUCUGUCA